GGAGAAAAAGAAAAAGAAUGAGAGGAAUAAUAAGGAAGGCUCAUAUAUUAGUCUCAUCAAUCUCAUCUCUUUCUCCUCUUUUCCAAUUUUCUCCAACUUCCUCUCUCUCUCUCUCUCUCUCUCUCUCUCUCUCUCUCUCUCUUCUCUUCCAUCUUCUCUAUCGCCCCUUCUGUAACUGAGAUUUAUCAGUGGCGAUUCCGAUGAGAUUAUCCUCUCUGAAGAAACCGAUGGCUGUUGCGAAUGACGAGUGGGUGACGGCGGCUUUGACGGACGACGAGAUGGUGGUAGAGCUUCUUCUACGCCUCAAGCAUGCCGGAACGGUAGAAUCCGAGAAUAAUCCCGCGGCGAGUCCACCUCUAUUACGGUGGGGUUUCCGUCAGCGACGGUCGCGGCCGUCGAGAUUUGGCGUCGGCGUCGGAGGUUUCUUAAAGAAAGAAACGGAUUCCGCUAGAGCUAGUCCAAUGACUCCUUUAUGCUGGAGCGGCGGAUCUGGUAGCGGCGGCUCUACUUGUCCCUCCGCCGCAACCGCCGAUGGAUUCGAAGACACUAGUCUUCAAACUAGCUGCUCCACAUCCACCGGAUCCGGAUCUAAGGCUGUGCACGCAACAAAUGAAAUCACCAGCUCUUGCUCGAGGAGAUCAAAGAAAAAUAAGACGACAUAUAUGGAACUUAAAGAUGCGGAGAACUUUCAGUUAAAGGAAAGAUUUCACCUUGAAAAGAAGAUUGCAAAUGUGCAAGCAACGUACCAAGAACGAAGUGCCAAGAACCAAAGCUUGAAAAGAAUUAAGCUUGAAUACUCAGAUCGAAUCAAGAACAUUCCAAUUAGUAAAUCGAAUAUCGUCGAGUCCCGGAAAAGGAGGCACUUACCUUGUUCCAUAUCUGAGAAACUCGUGAAAACCGAACAUUCCAACAUAAGAGCAAGUGAAACCAAGAAGGGUUUCUUCUUCUUACCUGAUCUGAACAUGACGCCCACCGAGGAAGACGGGGAUAGCUAAAGAAAGCUUCAAUGCCUCAGGUAAUUAAUAGAGAAAUCAUCAAUGUUGUAGCUUUUUGUCCGUAUAAAAUGGUCGGAGAUUGGAGUAAGCGAGUUCGCCGGCAAGAAUUCAAAUUACUCAAGAAAAGCUGGAGAAUUUUUAUAAGAAGAAAAAGAGAAGAAAGAAUGUAAUAAGAGAGGAUUACACUAUUAUUCUCGUUUUUCUCUUGUUCUUUCUCUUCUUAUUAAAAGAAUUUCUUGGGCACAAGUAUAAUGCUUCUUGUUUUUUGAGUAGUACUAUACGGAAAUUAGGGUUUUUUCCUUCUUCUUCCCCCCCGCCCCUGAUUCGUUGUAGUUAGUGCGUAAUUCAAAAGUACGCCACCUAAUAGACUUUAAAAAAAGGUUAUAUAUUUUUCCUCAUUUUGUGGCUAAUAAUUUUUGAAAAUUUCGAAAAUUCAG
This is a messenger RNA of Thlaspi arvense, 1432 nucleotides long. NCBI's taxonomy places the organism in Eukaryota, Viridiplantae, Streptophyta, Magnoliopsida, Brassicales, Brassicaceae. The record is from the annotation of a GenBank genome assembly.